ACCUCGUGAACGUUGGUGUCGGACGAUGUAAGAAGUGGUUUGCGAACAAGCACAGGGCGUGUCUGGCCAAACUGGUGGUCCCCCUCUUCAACCAUCUCUUCUGCCUCCCCAUGACAUUCAGCUUCCUCUGUAACAUCAUGAGGGUGAUGACUCCAUGGUGUAAGGAGCGAAUUCCAGUCGAUAAGAAUUUCGGACAGCUCUACGACAAGGUCAAUGGCUCCGUGGAAAACCUCAACAAAGAGUUCACGGCCGAAAUGGCCAUCAGUAAAAUGGAGCAGCAGUCCAUUGUCGGUGCUAACAUCACACAAGCGGAGGUGACUGAAACCGUCCGGGAGGAGAUAUUGAAGAAGAAGACCGUCUUGGACAAAGUGGUUCUCAUUUUCAAGCUGCUGGCUUCCCUCUCCUUCCUCAUCCUCUUCAUCACAUCCUUCCUGUACACCCUCAACUACAACAGGGACAUCCGCUAUGACAACAUUUACGUCUGUACCUACCUUCGGCAGCUCGACGCGAGGAGGCGAAAGGCGGACAGAAGAUACAUCCUGCCACUGAAGAAAGCAGAGAGAGCAGAUGUGAUUUUCCCCUGGCAACUCAAGGUUCACUCAACUGAAAUGAAAACUCUGAUCCUGGAGUUGAUCCAGAACGUUGCGAUCAUCCUGGUGAUCCUAGCACUGUUCACACUGGACUGGCUCCUCUUCACAAUGUUGGACAUUAUCAGGCGGCACAGUUUUCUGGAAUAUUCCUUCAGCGAGAGUCAUCACCUGGAGAUCAAUGUGGGAGGGACCUCGAUGUUAGCCAAUCUGAUUCGUCGGGCGGUCUCGGCUUUCAACACCACCAUGGACGUCAAGAUAGAGUCCAACAAUCUGCACUGCCUCCCUGUUCCUCACAAGAUGACCAAGCAAUCGAUCAUCCUGACCGUGGUGCCCGUCGUUGGCCUGGUCAGCUUUUGUUUCCUGCAAGUCUACAGCUACCGACUACGGCGGGUCAUCGCUGGGCUCUGCUUCCCAAAGCGAGAGAAGAAGAGGGUGCUCUUCCUCUACAACGAAUACCUGCGGAAACGGAUCAGCUACGCAGAGACCCAACGCAAAAAAAUUCUCAUCCAGGCACGCAACAAACAACUCUGGCAACUCCGUGGAGUGGCUGGAGUGAUCCACAAGCUGAUGCCCUGUGUGCGGCGGUUCGUGCGGAAGCGAUGUGUGGUGUGCAGCGAGGGCCCCACUGAAACCUCGUAUCAUUGCCCCAAUGUGGGCUGUGGGGCCAUGUACUGCCACCUCUGCUGGAGGGACAUCAGGAAGUUUUGCUUUCACUGUCUACCCUUUGAGGAGUUCGUAUCGGAGGGCAGCGACCUGGAGAACAGCCCCAAUUACGGGCAGUGAGGCCUGGCCAACCGGGAUUCAUUUACCCACCCCACUCUCCCUCCCCUACCCCCCCCCCCCCCCCCCCCCGCUAAUCUCCCACACCAUACCCCAUCCAGCUCCUCAUCAAAUCUCCCACAUCCCGAGAGCCGGAGACUCUAAUCUAUCAGUGCAGCCUCUCCCUCGCUUUCAUCAACACACACUCACUCCAACUAUCCACCCCUACACCCCCUCCCCAUCUCUGUCACCCCCUACACCCCCUCCCUAUCUCUGUCACCCCCUUCAGCUCCCUACACCCCCUCCCUAUCUCUGUCACCCCUCCAGCCCCUACACCCCCUCCCUAUCUCUGUCACCCCUCCAGCCCCUACACCCCCUCCCUAUCUCUGUCACCACCUCCAGCCCCUACACCCCCUCCCUAUCUCUGUCACCCCUCCAGCCCCUACACCCCCUCCCUAUCUCUGUCACCCCCUUCAGCUCCCUACACCCCCUCCCUAUCUCUGUCACCCCCUCCAGCCCCUACA
Molecule: messenger RNA, 1873 nt
Organism: Hemiscyllium ocellatum (epaulette shark)
Lineage: Eukaryota; Metazoa; Chordata; Chondrichthyes; Orectolobiformes; Hemiscylliidae
Gene: dcst1
Product: DC-STAMP domain containing 1
Exons: 10
Cellular component (GO): membrane
Source: RefSeq, a predicted model, not a curated record